Urocitellus parryii (Arctic ground squirrel) is the source of this 849-nucleotide messenger RNA. Its product is annotated as histone H2A-Bbd type 1-like. NCBI's taxonomy places the organism in Eukaryota, Metazoa, Chordata, Mammalia, Rodentia, Sciuridae. Gene Ontology annotation, cellular component: nucleosome. Gene Ontology annotation, molecular function: protein heterodimerization activity; structural constituent of chromatin; DNA binding. The record is from RefSeq and is a predicted model, not a curated record.
AUGGCUGGAAAAAAAUACCAUCAGAACCACAGGACUAAGAAGCAGACCAUCUCCAGAUCCACCAGAACAGAGCUGCAGUUCCCUGUGAGCCGCGUGGACCGCCUCCUGAGACAAGGUCACUAUGCCCAGCGUCUAAGCUUUUUUACACCCGUUUUCCUGGCUGGUGUCCUUGAGUACCUGACCGCUAAAAUCCUGGAUCUGGCAGGUCAAGAGGCCCACAGCAACCGCAAGAUGCGCAUCACCCCGGAGCACGUGGGGAAGGUGCUGGAGAAGAAUCGGCAUCUCUAUCGCCUCUUCGAGGAUAACGCCAACCCUCCAGAUGUCAAGAAACCAAAAAAGAGUAAGAAGUCGCUGGCUCGCCCCCACCCCGCCCCGCCCGCAGACAAGACCGAGACCAAGAACAGCCCCGAGUAUGCUUCAUUCUUUUCGGUCAUGGGUGCUUCGUCCCCCAUGAUCUUCAGCGCCCUGGGUGCCGCCUAUGGCACGGCCAAGAGUGGCACCGGCAUCGCAGCCAUGUCAGUCAUGAGGCCGGAGCUGAUCAUGAAGUCCAUCAUCCCAGUGGUCAUGGCUGGGAUCAUCACCAUCUACAGCCUGGUGGUGGCAGUCCUCAUCGCCAACUCCCUGAAUGAUGGUAUUAGCCUCUACAGGAGUUUCCUCCAGCUUGGUGCAGGCUUGAGCGUUGGCCUGAGUGGCCUGGCAGCUGGCUUUGCCAUUGGCAUUGUGGGGGAUGCCAGUGUUUGGGGCACUGCCCAGCAGCGGCUGUUUGUGGGCAUGAUCCUGAUCCUCAUCUUCGCUGAGGUGCUUGGCCUCUAUGGUCUCAUGGUGGCCCUCAUACUUUCCACAAAGUAG